ACUCGUUCGGUCCUCCUCGCAAGCCGCCUGGCGGACUGUCAUUCAGUCGCGCGAUUUCACGGUGGUUGGUGUGUUUUUGGACGUUCGUUUUGGUAUCGGCGCAAAAUUCCAAGUUUUCCUUGAGGUUGUGCAGUGUCGCGAUUCGGAAAUCGCGUAAAUUGAAUUAAACACUUGACGGCGUGACGGUCGGAAGUAGAGUUGGGUGUGUGGGACGCGUAAUUACCGCUCGGAGACAUGAAGAAGCGGCCAAUCAGGUCUGGCACGGAGGAUUCGGGCGGCGGUGGCGAAGUCUCUGACUUGGACGGGGGCCCGGCCGUGUACAAGACCACGGCCGACACCUUCAUAAUUAUGAAUGAGCGGCCCGUGGACGACAUCUCGAUGGAGUUCUUCUACAAACCGCACACAAUUACGCUGCUGGCGGUGUCGAUUGUGUCCGUGAUGUACUUCGCCUUUGUCAGAAAUGAAGGCGAUCUUCACGAGAACAUUUGGGCUGGAAUACUAUGCGUUGUGUUUUUCUUCUUGAUUAUUUCUGUUUUAGCAUUCCCCAAUGGCCCAUUCACACGUCCUCACCCGGCUGUCUGGCGUAUGCUAUUCGGCAUUUCAGUACUCUAUUUGCUCCUAUUGCAAUUUUUCAUGUUCCAAAACUACAAGACGAUCAUGGGAAUCAUAUAUUGGAUAGAUCCAAAAUUGCAAGAGUUUCACAUAAAUAUGGAAAAGGAAUACGGUGUAAAUUGCUCAGACGUAACGGCAGAACGUAUUUGGUCACAUGUCGACGUAUUCGCUUGGGGCCAUUUUCUCGGUUGGAUGUUUAAGGCAAUUCUCAUUCGCCAUAUGGGAAUUUUAUGGACUAUUUCAGUGAUGUGGGAAAUCACCGAAGUGGCUUUUGCCCACUUACUACCAAAUUUCAUUGAAUGCUGGUGGGACGCUCUUAUUCUGGAUGUGAUACUCUGCAAUGGUUUCGGAAUAUGGUGUGGAUUAAAAAUUUGUAAAAUUUUAGAAAUGAGAGAAUAUAAAUGGACAAGCAUAAAAGAUAUUUCCACCACAACUGGUAAAAUAAAACGGGCUGUGCUUCAAUUUACACCAGAAAGUUGGACUCAUGUACGAUGGCUGGAUCCGAAAUCGACUUACAUGAGAUUUGCGGCUGUGUGUCAGUUGGUGAUAUUCUGGCAGGUGACCGAAUUGAACACGUUUUUCCUGAAACACAUAUUCGAAAUGCCACCUGAUCAUCCCAUUGUGAUUAUUCGUCUCAUAUUUAUAGGUUUAUUUGUAGCUCCGUCUGUAAGGCAAUAUUAUAUUUAUGUAACAGAUACGCGUUGUAAGCGUGUCGGUACCCAAUGUUGGGUAUAUGGAGCUAUUAUGGUGUCCGAAGCCAUUCUCUGUAUUAAGAAUGGAAAGGAACUGUUCGAAAGGACGCAAGCUAUUAAUAUUGUGGUUUGGCUUAUUGUUCAAGUCCUUAUGUCUAUACUGUUUGUGUAUGGAUGUGUGCUGUGGCAUCGGUUUAUCGAGUCGCCAUUAACAAAUUCAAACAAGUCAUCGUCGCAUGCGGCGAAACGGGCUGCAGCAGAGAUCCGAGAUUCAGCUGUCUUGAGAGGAGACUCAAAAGCGGAUCUAUCGCGAAAGCAUGCAAACAAACCACAAAAAGAUGAAUAAGGAAUAAGCUUCAAUCUACUGACAAAAAUUGUAAAAUAAUUAAUUAUGUAAUUAUGGAAUUAUGUAUGAAAAUUAUACAUGCAAGUGAUGUAAAAAUGAUGACUAAAGUUAAACCAUCUAUGAAGGAAGUAAGUUAACUUUACAGACCUUCAACUCCAUGUUUAGUCAGAUAGUUUCAUUCAUUGUACUUUAUUCAGGUAAUUUAGAUUUUAGGCAGCUCAGAAAUAUAGUCAUAUUAUUAGUGGUAAUAUGUUCACUGAUUGUAACUGUUUUCUAUAUAUUUUUUCGUUGGAAGUAAUUUUAUCUUUUGAAUUUUCAUUUAUUUAGAUAAAAUGAUGACGCAACAUUUUGUAAAAUUUUGUUUCCUUUUGAAGUUAAGAGUCAUAGCUUAUCUCCCACGAUAGCCUUAAUUUUAAGGCUAGCUUUUGGCAAAUAGCAGAACAACACUCGACGUAAUCUUAAACUUUAUUCGGAAAUUUGAGAUACAUAAGGCGCGAAGAAAUGAAAUGAAAAAUAGUCCAGCAAAUUUGUAGCUUUAAGUUAGCAAAAUUACUUGAGGAAAGAGAAUAUUAUCUAAAAACUGAAAUUUGUCUAAUUAAACCCGAGAAAAGGUGAACAAGAAAUAAUAUGAGAACAUGAACAAUCUAAACAGUUAGAUAGGUUGAGGAACCUUUUAAUGAAUAUAAGUUACAAUUUGCCAUAGCAUAUAUAUGGUUCAUAUUGGGUUGGGGAAAAAGUAAUGUUGUAUUUGUGAUCGAAUUUUAACGCUUGAUUUAACGUACUUAGAAUUAUCCAAUUUAAGUCAAAUAUGCGCCGUUUUAUUCGCAAACUUGUUG
Hermetia illucens (black soldier fly) is the source of this 2486-nucleotide messenger RNA. RefSeq names its product phosphatidylserine synthase 1 (gene l(3)77CDf). The transcript has 8 exons. Gene Ontology annotation, biological process: phosphatidylserine biosynthetic process. Lineage: Eukaryota; Metazoa; Arthropoda; Insecta; Diptera; Stratiomyidae. Gene Ontology annotation, molecular function: L-serine-phosphatidylethanolamine phosphatidyltransferase activity. Bases 235 to 1650 code for a protein of 471 amino acids. The record is from RefSeq and is a predicted model, not a curated record.